AUGAACACAAUCAUCAUCAUCACUAGAACCACACAGACCCAAUCAUCAUCAUCACUAGAACCACACAGACCCAGUCAUCAAACAAUAUUCUUACAUUGUGUACAAAUUCAUCCCAGUGUCUGUUAUUUAUUUGUGAUUGUCUGUAUACUACAUCCCAGUGUCUGUUAUUUAUUUGUGAUUGUCUGUAUACUACAUCCCAGUAGUGUCUGUUAUUUAUUUGUGAUUGUCUGUAUACUGCAUCCCAGUGUCUGUUAUUUACUUGUGAUUGUCUGUAUACUACAUCCCAGUGUCUGUCUAUUCUACAUCCCUCUACAUCCCAGUGUCUGUCUGUAUUCUACAUCCCAGUGUCUGUUAUUUAUUUGUGAUUGUCUGUAUACUACAUCCCAGUGUCUGUCUGUAUUCUACAUCCCAGUGUCUGUCUGUAUUCUACAUCCCAGUGUCUGUUAUUUAUUUGUGAUUGUCUGUAUACUACAUCCCAGUAGUGUCUGUUAUUUAUUUGUGAUUGUCUGUAUACUACAUCCCAGUAGUGUCUGUUAUUUAUUUGUGAUUGUCUGUAUACUACAUCCCAGUGUCUGUUAUUUAUUUGUGAUUGUCUGUAUACUACAUCCCAGUAGUGUCUGUUAUUUAUUUGUGAUUGUCUGUAUACUGCAUCCCAGUGUCUGUUAUUUACUUGUGAUUGUCUGUAUACUACAUCCCAGUGUCUGUUAUUUAUUUGUGAUUGUCUGUAUACUACAUCCCAGUGUCUGUUAUUUAUUUGUGAUUGUCUGUAUACUACAUCCCAGUAGUGUCUGUUAUUUAUUUGUGAUUGUCUGUAUUCUACAUCCCAGUAGUGUCUGUUAUUUACUUGUGAAUGUCUGUAUACUACAUCCCAGUGUCUGUUAUUUAUUUGUGAUUGUCUGUAUACUACAUCCCAGUAGUGUCUGUUAUUUAUUUGUGAUUGUCUGUAUUCUACAUCCCAGUAGUGUCUGUUAUUUACUUGUGAAUGUCUGUAUACUACAUCCCAGUGUCUGUUAUUUAUUUGUGAUUGUCUGUAUACUACAUCCCAGUAGUGUCUGUUAUUUACUUGUGAUUGUCUGUAUACUACAUCCCAGUGUCUGUUAUUUAUUUGUGAUUGUCUGUAUACUACAAAAAUAAAGCAUGUGGGACACUUGUCUUUUUUAAAGUCAGCUUUAUGUGAAUUAUAAUUUGAAUAGGUAAACGUAAUAGUAUAUAGAGCAUAUAACUAGUUGAAUAGACUGGCCUGUUGGAUAACUUUUUAAGAAUGUCGAAUGUACAAUCCUAGGCCUACAUGUUCUUUACAUUACAGAUAGCUCGUAUGAACGUUAGUUUGACAACGUAUCUAACUAGCCCAUAGCACGAAAGACUAUCAACACGUGGAAGACCACAACAAGUAUCACUAAACAGCUGACAAGUUAUAUCGGCAAAGCACAAAUAGGUCGACUAAUUUUACCCGCUCUCGGCAGAAAGCACAUAAAUGAGGGUUACCAAGUUAAAGUAGGCAAACACGUGUGACAACAACUAUGAGAGUGUCUCAGACAAAGGUAACAUCUGCCAAUCUUACCUUGAUCCGUCACUGAAAAGUGUACAUCGUGAUUUCCCGUGGCUGAGAGUCACAAUAAGCACAACGUUAUCCCG
Oncorhynchus mykiss (rainbow trout) is the source of this 1635-nucleotide messenger RNA. Lineage: Eukaryota; Metazoa; Chordata; Actinopteri; Salmoniformes; Salmonidae. The record is from RefSeq and is a predicted model, not a curated record.